Triticum turgidum subsp. durum (durum wheat) is the source of this 1284-nucleotide messenger RNA. NCBI's taxonomy places the organism in Eukaryota, Viridiplantae, Streptophyta, Magnoliopsida, Poales, Poaceae. The record is from the annotation of a GenBank genome assembly.
AUGUUCCGCAACCCGCGCCGCGCCGCCCUGCUCCUCGCCGCCGGCGCCGCCGCAGCGGGUGCCGGGCGCCUCCACGACCGCGGCGAAUCCGCCACGGUCGUCACCGUGUCUGCCUCCGCGCCGCUCCGCCAUCUCCUGUCCACCGCCGCCACGGGGCUCAUCUCCAGCAACCCCCUCCUCGCGCCGUGGCAAGGUUCGGUUUGUACAGGGGGUUUCCCUAUACUAAACUCUUUUGCAUCUGCAUCGGUUCCACCCACAAACCCGAUCAACCAUGCCUCUGGUGGAAACUCUGAUGAUUCGAGAUGUUGCCCAGGAUGUCUAGGCAGAAACUCAAUUGCCAAUGCCGCAGCUGCAGUUGGUCCUGCUGUGGUGAAUAUUUCUUGUAUGCAAGAAAAUGGAUGGUUGCGAGAGAAGAGCCUUGGAUCAGGGACUAUAAUAGAUCCAGAUGGGACCAUAUUGACAUGUGCCCAUCUUGUUACAGAUUUUCAAAGCACAAAACCAGGUCUAAAGGGGAAGGUUAGUGUGAGUUUACAAGAUGGUCGUGAAUUUGAAGGCGUAGUUCUCAAUUUUGACCACCACUCAGAUAUCGCUGUUCUGAAGAUCAAGUCCAAGACACCUUUACCAGCUGCAAGACUUGGAUCCUCAUGUAAGCUUCGACCAGGUGACUGGGUUGUUGCUUUGGGCUGCCCACUUUCUCUUCAGAAUACAGUUACAGCUGGCAUUGUAAGUUGUGUUGACCGGAAAAGUAGUGAUCUGGGUCUUGGAGGAAUACGAAGGGAGUAUCUGCAAACAGAUUGUGCCAUCAAUAUCGGUAACUCUGGAGGUCCUCUUGUGAACCUCGAUGGCGAGAUCAUUGGAGUUAAUGUGAUGAAACUUAGGGAUGCUGAUGGUUUGAGCUUUUCAGUACCGAUUGACUAUGUCGUGAAAAUAGUGGAGCACUUCAAGAAAAAUGGGAGAGUUGUACGCCUGUGGCUUGGUUUGAAGAUGCUUGAUCUUAAUCCAAUGGUCAUUGCGCAACUUAAAGAAAGAUCAAGUUCUUUCCCAGAUGUAAGCAAAGGUGUGCUUGUUCCAAUGGUUACACCAGGCUCGCCAGCCGAACGUGCAGGAUUUGCUCCUGGGGACGUAGUCACUGAAUUUGAUGGUAAACCAGUGGAAACGAUCAAAGAGAUUAUUGGUAUCAUGGGCGACAAGGUUGGAGUGCCAUUUAAAGUUCUUGUUAAAAGGGCGAACAAUGUACCUGUGACUUUGACAGUUACGCCGGAGGAAGCAGAUGCCAGCAGAUGA